GAUUUUAAUAUCUGUGAUCAGAAGAUUUCGAAAGGAAAGGGAAAAGAUUCUUCGUUUUAGUUUUUAUCGUUUUGUUUAAGAAAAUUUCUUUUUUAUAUUCCUUUUUAUAGACAAUGCAUAUGCAAGAUGAUGUCUGAUCAGUUUAGAAAGGUAGAGCCUUAUUCACCGAAAUCCUCGCCUAGAGGAGCGAGGUCACCAGUAGUUUCUCGACAGGAUUCUUCUGGGACCCUCAAAACCACUAUUUCACUGGGCAAGAACCCUUCUAUAGUGCAUAGUGGGCCUUUCUAUUUGAUGAAAGAACCUCCAGGAGAAUGUGAACUCACAGGAGCCACGAAUUUAAUGGCGUAUUAUGGAUUAGAGCACUCUUAUAGUAAAUUUAACGGAAAAAAGCUCAAGGAAUCGCUAUCAUCAUUUCUUCCAAACCUACCUGGUAUUCUUGAUGGUCCAGGACAGGAGGACAAUAGUACAUUGGGUUCAGUAAUAGCUAAGAGACCUAUAGGUGGUAAAGAAUUGUUGCCCUUAUCAAGUGCACAGCUGGCUGGCUUUAGAUUGCAUCCUGGUCCUUUGCCGGAACAGUACCGCUAUGUUAGUGCCACCCCACCAAAGCGACAUAAAAGUAAACAUAAGAAACACAAGCAUAAAGACGGAGCACCUCCUGGACAGGACACACCAUUACAAGAUUCAUCAAAUCCUGAUACUUAUGAAAAGAAGCACAAAAAGCAGAAACGACAUGAUGAUGACAAGGAACGUAAGAAAAGGAAAAAGGAGAAGAAAAGAAAAAAACAGAAACACAGUCCGGAGCAUGGUGGUCUCACACCCAACCAGCACCCGGUCCCCUAGGGCAAACAAUUUAUAGUUAAAAAUUAUAUAAUUAUACUCAUUGGUCAUUGGCACUAAUUUAAACUCAAACAUGAAUGUCUUCAAUGAUAAAAUUUUAUUUAGACUGAAUUUUAUUGUUUUCCAUUUACAUACUCAGUAAUUACAUAAUUCUAAAUAAUACAUGACAUUCAUUUUAACUAGCUCAGUUUUCGUGUAAUUUAACAAAAAUUUUAUGUCAUGAGUUUUGUUAAUCUCAGCCAUUUCAGCUUCUUGAGGCGUGAUGUGAACAUUGAUUUUAUUAUGAACUGUUUCUUGUUAAUUACUUAUAUUAAAACAACUAUUAUUGUUAAUUUAUUUGAAUAUCAAGGAAAAAUUUGUGAUCACAAAAUUAAAUUAACAAGAUAAAAGAGUAUGUACAAAAUUGUUAAAAUAAAAAAACUAAAUUGUAAUGUUUUAAUUAUAAGUGUAUCUUACUUUAAUCUAGUUAAUUUAGCGAAUUGAAUGCAUUUGAAUUUUAUAUUUAUAUGAUCUUCUUACCAAAUAGAAUAUUGUUUCACCUUCAGCCUUUUGCAAUGUACUGUUUGUUAUUUUUAUAUUAUAAACUUGCUCGUACCAAACUUAUAAUUCAGCCAAAUACUGGGCCCAAAGAAACUUAUUUGAUUUCACUCAACUGUCUAUAUAUAACUUCUAAAUGUAUUCUAUACCUUGAGUUUCUUAGAUUCAUUGCUGCUUAAUCAGAACUUUCAAAGGCUUAACACCAUAUUUAAAUGAUUUAAACUUGAAUUACAUAAUAAACAUUGUUUUCGUGGUUUACUAAUGAGAAAAUAGAUCAAUUAAAUAUGUUUUCCAACAUGUUUGUCAAGUACCUAAGAAUGUUUUUGAUAAUAAUUAAAAAAGUUCUCUGGUGUUUCAACUUGUAUAAAGUUAAAUGUUAGUUAAUCUAAUCAAAGUUUUUUGUACUCGUAGAUCUACCUUUAGAGUUUAGAUUAAUCAAAAAAUUUAGUGUGUACAUAGGUAAUUCUUCAUGCUUUUAUCAAUAUAGUCAGAUAAUUUAAAUUUUUGUUAUUGACCUAAAAUGGGGUGAUUGUUGUUGUAUUGAUCUCUGAAUCCCUGGAAUAUGUGACUAAUAUUUUUUUACACACUACUAAUUUAUUUAUGGUUUACAACAUAGUAUUGAAUGUGAAUAUGUCUGGCGGGAAUUCCGAUAUUGUCAUCAGCUCACCAAUUUUAUGUUUAAUCUAUUAUUCUGUAGGUAUAUUGAUAAGAAGAAUAGUACCUUAUGAAGUUAGAUUUAUCUGCAUAUUUAAUUUGUUUAAAAUAUAGUUUGUGCUGUUAUCUUUCUGGCUUCCUAGUUAUGUUGCUCUAAUGCUGUCAGAUGAUGUAUAGUAUAAAUAGAAAGUAAUUUUUUAAAUACAAACAUUCACAAAACUGGCUCACGGUGUAUAUGUAUAUAAACAAAUGCCACAACAAAUUUGAAUUAAACAUUUUGAUAGUAUG
Messenger RNA from Vanessa tameamea, 2316 nucleotides. It is a transcript of the gene MED19, whose product is annotated as mediator of RNA polymerase II transcription subunit 19. The transcript is spliced from 3 exons. The record is from RefSeq and is a predicted model, not a curated record. Gene Ontology annotation, molecular function: transcription factor binding; transcription coregulator activity. Lineage: Eukaryota; Metazoa; Arthropoda; Insecta; Lepidoptera; Nymphalidae. Gene Ontology annotation, biological process: positive regulation of transcription by RNA polymerase II. Gene Ontology annotation, cellular component: mediator complex. Bases 127 to 840 code for a protein of 237 amino acids.